Messenger RNA from Halichondria panicea, 1271 nucleotides. RefSeq lists its product as uncharacterized. The transcript is spliced from 7 exons. Lineage: Eukaryota; Metazoa; Porifera; Demospongiae; Suberitida; Halichondriidae. Bases 131 to 1090 code for a protein of 319 amino acids. The record is from RefSeq and is a predicted model, not a curated record.
AUCUAGCUGACCUUUGUACUGUGUACGUAACUAUGCUAGUAUAGCUAGCUAGCUCAGUAACUAUUAGCUACUAGCUCGACCACUAUACUAGGUGCUAUAUCAAGCUAGCUACGUAGCUGUUCUGAACUUCAUGGAGCAAGUAGUCUCUGCAGACCACGGCACUGGGACUUGUGAUGGCUUGGAUCAUUUGAUUGAGAAUGUGGACCCCAUCCUUGGCCAGUGUACUCGAGAUACAGAGUGUACGCAAGUCAGCUGCUCAGGUUCACAAACCGUUGGAGUGCCUGAUGCAACCAUAACUCUCCUACCUUGUAAUGUACCUCCAGCCAUCAAUAUUUUUGCCAUUUCUGGAGGUAUAGUGGUAGGGAACUACACUACAUCGACCAAUGCAGCGGACCAGCCACUCACCGUAGGGGGUACCACCGUUGCUCUUCUUGACUGGAUUGUUGCUUACAACUCUGUCAACAUGGAAUUUAAAAUUCAGAUCAACGGAUCAGUUCUUCCUACCUUAAACAUGAAGUCGCCUCUUAUCAAUGAAACCAUUAUUCCAACAGUGUGUGCAGGUACAACACCUCCACCGACGACUACCAACGUUGGACCAACGAGUGACUCCUUGUCUUGUGAUGGCUUGAGUGAUUUGACUGAAAAUGCGGACCCCAUCCUGGGCCUGUGUACUCGAGAUGCACAGUGUACGCAAAUCAGCUGUUCAGGUUCACAAACCGUUGGAGUGCCUGAUGCAACCAUAACUCUCCUACCUUGUAAUGAACCUCCAGCCAUCAAUAUUGUUGCGAUUGCCGCUGCUGGAGAUGUGAUAGGGAAUUACACUACAUCGACCAAUGCAGUGGACCAGCCACUCGCAACACCAGAGGGAAUCACCCUUGUUCGUCUUGACUGGAUUGUUACUUACAACUCUGUGAACAUGGGACUUAAAAUUCAGAUCAAUGGAUCACUUUUCCCUGCUUUAGACAUGAAGGUACCUCUCUUCAAUACAACCACUAUUCUGAUAGAUACGUCGGUGUGUGCAGGUGCUCCAAAACUUCAGUUUAUGCUUGCUGGACUGAUAGCCUCCCUCCUUGUAGCCAUGCUUGUGUAACUGCUAUACAGUAGUCUUGAAUACAACUCAGAGUUUAACUUUCACUAUAUAGAUUUAGUGUGCUCUAUUGUGAAUAAUGAUAGUGGUGAUUGAGAUUGAUAAAUUUCAUGAUUAUAGUAUUGUCCUAUUGUGUUUGUCACAAUUCAGCUUUCAUUAUUGCUUUUGGUGGUUAGACAAAAUG